GGCUCGGGCUGGAGAAGUCUCCAGUCAGAGGCAUGGAGUGUCCUCAGUGCCAGCAUGUCUCCCAGGAGGAGGCCCCCAAGUUCUGCAGCCAGUGUGGAMAGAGGCUGCCUCCUGCAACCCCCAGACCAGAGUCUGAGAACGACAGCUCCUUGGUGGCCCCGGCCCUGGAGGAAGAGAUGGAGUGUGGAAAAGUGCYGAAAGAAAAUGGGGACCUGCACUUGUCCCCAGGCUCCAGCGAUCGCCAGGAAAAUGCAGCUGAGCCCAGUUGUGACGACGGGACCUGGACUGUCCAAAGAAGCAAAAGGAAGAAAAAGAAGAAGAACCAGGAUCCCUCUGCUUCCUCGGAGCCAAGUUCCUUGGCCCUGUCUCCCUCCAUUCCCCAGAGUCCCGACUCGCCUUCACACCCUGGGUCUCAGGACACAGCCCUGGACCAAAGYCAAGCCCAGCAGGGACAGACUGCCCAGGGAAAGGGUGCAGAGGAGGCUCAGAACAGCCCAGUGCUCCAGGACCACUCUGAAGGAAAGGACCCCCACACCGCCGCGUCCUCUGGGGAUAGAGGCCCCUCCCAGGARGAGUCUGACCCACCCACCUCUGCCUUCGAAGCCCACCCCAAGGCUGAAGGUGCUGCCCAAGGGCUCCCACUGCCCGAGUCCCAGGGGGACUCUAAGCCUCAGAAGGAAGCCCAGAGGGCCAGGCAGCAGGCGGGGGUCCCAGCCUCUGGGGAAGGUGAGACCAGGGACAGGUUGGCUGCUCCUGGAAGAAAGGCAGGCGAAAAYAGCUCAGAGCCCACAGACCCUAGGAAACCGGAAGGGAGUGACAGAAAUUACGCAGCUGCUGUGAAAAAGGAGAAGGAGCAGAAGAACCAGAAGGCCAGCGAGCAGGCCGGGCCCCCCAGCUUGCUGAGCCCCGAGGAGGGGGUCACCGUGUACUUCCACGCCAUCAUCUCCAAGCACUUCGCCUUCGACCCCGAGCUGCACACCGUGUUCAUCAGGGGAGGAGAGGAGCUCGGACGUCCCGGGUGGAGUGACGCUUGCGAGAUGUUCUACGUCGAGGACUUGCGGGAGAACGGGUCCCUCAUCGAGGGCAGCAUUGUCAUUCCCCGGGGGAGCCUGGACAGAGAUAUCCCUUACAAGUACGUCCUGCACCGCGGCCCCAACCAGGCGGAGUACGAGUACAUCUACAAGCAGCCGCAGAGGGCGGGCGAGCACGUGAACCGCUGCCURUGCAUCAAGUCCUCCCUCGUGCGCUCUGGAGAUUGGCAUCAGUAUGAUGACAUAAUCUGCAUGAAGCCUCCUGGGAAAUUACAGAAAUUACAGAACUUCUUCAAUGAUAAGACGAAGAAAGAUCUGGUGAAGGGCAAGCAGAUGGUGGCCGAGAUCAUGCUGGGCCGCAUCUUCAGCAUCCUCCAGACCUGGAACCCCAUCAACCUGAAGAACUUCUUCACGCAGUUCCAGCAGUUUUAUUCUGUUGUCCGAGUGCCCAUGAUUUACGAGGGGAAAGCACAGCCCUGGCUUAGCCUGGGCCUCGGAGAGUCAGAGGUGAAGAAGCACCUGUGGAAGUAUUUGAAAAAGCAGAUAGGACCGUUUCUGGAAGGGAAGAGUGGGGACGCCCUGCCUGAAAGCUGCCCUGUGAGGAGCAGGCUGAGGAUGGGCCUGGUGGUCCUUUUCCUGGUGGAAGAUGUCAAACUCUACUUAUCGGAGGGUGACCUGACCUCACUGUGCUCCAUCCUCUGCCCCAGCACCUGCUCCCCAGACACCCUGCACAGCGACCUCAGCCACAUCCUAGGCACAUCGGAGAGAUGGCGAGAGUACUUGGUCAACCUGUGCCAAAGGUGCAUGAACGCCAAGGUCAUCGACUGGCUGGGCAUCCUCCCYGUCCUGCACUACUGUAUGCGGCUGGCGCCCCCCAGGAAGGACUUUGUGAGUCAGCCCGAGGACACAUGGGCUGCCCUYGAGGGAAUCUCCUUCUCACAGUUUCAGAAAAAAAUGCCAAAUGAGAACCAGUUUCUUAGCUUCAUGGAGAGCAGGAAGCAGCUGCUGUGUGUGGAUGAGUACCUCUUUCGAUCCUGGUUCACUUUGCUGCCUCUGGGAAGCCUGGUUCCCUAUAUGGAAAACUCCACGGAAUACUUGAGUCUCGUGCCUGCUCGGGUCCUCGACUGUUUCCUAGGGACUCGCUACAGGCUGCAAGGGCUUCAGGAGAUCUCUUACCAAAACGUGGAGGAUGUCGAGCGUGUUUUCAAUAUGCUGAUCCACCUCGUGGACAUCUACCAGGACAUGAUUCUGGAGAAGACAUCAUUAGAGUCCUAUUUGACCGUGUGCCUGAAGCUUCAUGAAGCUGUCUGCAAGAUCACCAAAACCCCGAAGUACUUUGAGAUCCCCGCCUUGUCUGCCUGUGUCAUUGUCAGAGUCCUUGGACUUGGUCCUGCUGUGGACAUGGCAGAGGACCCAGGAGCUGCAGCCUGGAAGCGCUCAGUGACAAGUGUCCUGCAGAGUGUCCUGGCCACCACUAGAUCCUGGCUACGCGGGGUGUUUGUGAAGAGCAUGUUCCUGAAACGCUCAAGUGUCCAGUUCUCGUAUCCCGAGGAGAUCCAGGUCUGGCGGCGGCUGGUGGGAAUAAACUUUCCUGCAGAGUGUGGCUGGAAGGAAUCGCUGCUGGGCGACAUGGAAGGGAGGCUCAAGCAGGAGCGGCCUGUCUUCCAGAUCUCUGUCUUCUGCAGCACUCUCUGGGAUGCAGCUGGCCUCCGGGACAGUGUGGCCAGGAGGUUUGAGAAGUGUGUCAUGGAAGCUGUGAGCUCUGCCUGCCAGUCUCAGACCAGUGUCCUGGAGGGAAUCUCUUGUCAUGAUUUGCAGAAAUUUGGCAGCCUUGUGUCUGCCGUGAUCACCAAGUCCUGGCCCAGGAACAAUGGAGAGGCCGUGGACGACCUGGAUGAGAUUCUUAAACACCUGCUCACGGGGCCAGAUGUGAAGCAGCUCUUCAAGUUGUAUGGGACGGAUGAGAAGCUGUUAGACAACCUCACAGAGGACGCCAAGAGGUUGAUGGCUGCUGCCAACUCUGUCUUCAUGAAGGUUGCUGGUGACGUCCUGGAUGGGUCCAUAUUGAUCGGACACUUGGAGCUGAUCCUAAAGCACAAAACCCAGUUUCUGGACCUGUGGCAGUUAGAGAAAAAGAGUUUUUCAUUCCAAGAGGGAAAAUGUGACAUGAAAGAGACCCUGGACUGGAGGAUGGGAGAAGUCGUGUUUCUGAAGAGAGAGAAGAGACAGGUGGACAGCCUCCUGAGGCUGUGUGGGAAGGUGAAGCACCUCGUCCAAGUGGAUUUUGGAGAGAUUGAAGCAAUACACUCAGAAGACCUGAACCUCAAAAGACUGAAUGAUGCCAUAAUAGUGAGCCAGCCAUCGUCCUUGGCCUUCAAGCAAAUGACGCACUACAACCUGGAUUUCAGAGCCCAGGAAAUAGCUGAAAGGAUAGACUCGCUGAUAGACAGCCACAUCUUCCAGGUUUUCUGGGAAGAAGCUGCAGAAUCAUUGAGUCAUCCCAAAGGGAGAUCUGAAAGGCCAACCCUUGAACUUCUAGAAGCCUAUGAGUACUUGUACUUGCCUUGUUACCAGAGGUUCAUGAAACUGUAUCAGGAUCUGAAGUCAGGAGAGGUCACCUUUGCAGAAAUYGAUGUCAUCUUCAAGGACUUUGUAGAUAAAUACAAUGACCUGRCUUCAGACCUCCAGAUUAUGUGUAGAGUAGACCCCCAGGCCCAGAGAGGCUGGAUCUCGGAGCGCGUGGAGCAGAUCAAGGAGUACCAUAGCCUGCACCAGGCCAUCAGCUCGGCCAAGGUCAUCUUGGAUGUCAAAAAUAAUUUUGGAUUGACUGGCGACUUCAGUGUUCUUUACACUUUAGUAAACUUUAUUGAUGACUUUGAGGCCACUCGCCAUGAGAGACUGGACCAGAUCAGCCCGCAGCUCAUCCGGGCUAAGAAGCGGCUGCAGGACAUCAGUGAGCCCCGCCGCCAGUGUCUGCAGGAACUGGCUCUGCAGAAGGAGCUGGUCGGCUGGCUGCACGAGGCGCUGGGAGGCAUCACCGAGCUCAAGGUGUUUGUGGACCUGGCCUCCAUCUCGGCUGGAGAGAGUGACAUUGACGUGGACCGGGUGGCCUGCCUGCACGAUGCUGUGCAGGGCUACGCGUCCCUGCUGUACAAGCUGGACAAGAAGGCCGGCUUCAGCGAGUUCAUGGAGCUGCUGAAGGAGCUGUGGAAGGCUCUGAAAAACGACCCCCACCUGCCCAGCAAGCUGCGAGACUCUGCCAGGAAUCUGGGGUGGCUGAAGACCGUGAAGGAAAGCCACGGGUCCAUCGAGCUCUCUUCCCUGUCCCUGGCUACCGCCAUCAAUAGCAGAGGCAUCUAUGAGAUCAGGGCACCCACAAGUGACCAGAAGAUCUCAUCAGAUGCUGUCCUGCGCCUGAUCCUCCCUGGGGGUCACAGUGGCCUGGAGCCAGAGCGCUCCUACACUUUGGAAGACCUGAAGGAUCUUUUAAACAAGCUGAUGCUGAUGUCUGGCAAGAAAGACCACAAGAAUAUGGAAGUAGAAAAGUUCUCUGAGGUAUUCUGCCACGUGCAGAGGCUCACGCAGGCCUUCCUGAACCUGUACUCUGCGGGGAACAUGCUGUUCCGGACCUGGACUGCCGAGGUCUACUGCUGCCCCAGGAACGGCGUCUCCAUCCGCAUAGACUUCCACUUGGAGUUGGUGAGCCAGCUGACAGAGAGUGGGGACGUCCCCCAGCUCCUGGAAGCCCUCUGCAGGCAGAUGGAGCGCUUCCUGGAUGACUGGAAGGAGCUGGUGAGCAGGAAGCGCAGGGAGCACUUCUACCUCAACUUCUACACGGCCGAGCAGCUGGUCCUCCUGAGCACCGAGCUCCGGAAGCGGAGUCCCAGCGCAGCUGCCCUCAUGAUGCUGUCCUUCAUCAAAGACCACUGCACCCCAGCUGACAUCUUAAGAGCCACCGAGGGGUUCAGUGAGGCCCCCAGACACCGCGUGAGGACAGUGAUGGAAAAGUUACCUCCRUUGCAGUCCUCUGAGAUCAGCCUGGUGACCAAGCUGAGGGCCAUCAUGGAAGAGUCCCUGGAGAGCAUGAGUGUCUUUCUGCCUGGCUGCCUGGACCUGGAGGCCCUGGGCCAUUGUCUGGCUCGCCUGGCCAGGAUGGGUAGGCCUCCUGUGGAGCGGUCUCUCCCCGUGGGUCUGCAGGCUGGCCAGCCCAACCUGGUCUUGUGUGGCCACUCUGAGGUGCUGUUGGCUGCCCUGGCCAUCUACAUGCAGGCCCCGGGCCAGCCCCUGCCCACUUUUGAUGAGGUGCUGCUCUGUACCCCGGGGACCACAUUAGAAGAGGUGGCCCUGCUCCUGCGCCGCUGCCUGGCCCCGGUUUCCCAGGGGCACAAGGUCUACAGCCUGCUGUUUGCGGAUCAGCUGAGCUAUGAGGUGGCCUGCCAGGCGGAGGCCCUCUUCCGCAGCCUGUGCACACAGUGUCCCCGGGAGGACUACCAGCUGGUGCUGGUUUGCGACGCUGCCCAGGAGCGCUGCUACCUGCCCUCGGCCUUCAGCCAGCACAAGGCCCACCUCAUCCCCCAGGCCUCGUCCCUCCAUGCCAUCCAGGAUUACCUGGCACGUCACUACCAGGUCCCAGCACAGACCCUGUCGGCAGCAGCUGUGUUCAGAGACCGGAUGUGUGUGGGGAUCGUGUCCUCGGAGAGAGCGGGAGUUGGGAAAUCUCUCUAUGUGAAGAGACUGCAUGAGAAACUGAAAAGGAAGUUAAACAGCAAAAAGGUGCCUUUAAAGAUCAUCCGGUUGACAGAGGCUCAGGUGGAUGAGAGCUGUGUCCUGGGCUCCCUCCUGCCUUUCCUGGAUGCUCAGUACCAGAAAGCACCCAUGCUGUUCCACUUGGAUGUGACUGCUUCGGUACAGACUGGAACUUGGGUCUUUCUUUUCAAACUCCUCAUUUUACAAUACCUGAUGGAUAUAAGUGGGAAAAUGUGGCUUCGGAACCCGCGCCAUUUAUAUAUCCUUGAAAUUCCAGAAGGAAAUUCAGGACUGCUAAAGCRGUCUUUAAAGCUGAAUCCACAUGCCCCCAAGUUCAGUUUUCUUGACAUAUUCCCCAAAGUCACCUGCAGACCUCCCAAAGAAGUGAUAGACAUGGAGCUGAGCCCUGAGAGGAGCUUCCUGGAGCCUGGAAUGGACAGGAACGAGUUCCGCAGUGCCACUUUCCAAAGACCUUUCCAAUACUUAAAACGAUUCCAUCAAAAGCAAAACCUAGACACAUUUCAAUWCCAAGAAGGGUCUGUUGAAGGCASCCCGGGGGAGUGCAUCCAGCACCUCCUCAUCUACUGUGGGGUCAUCAACCCCUCCUGGUCAGAACUCCGGAACUUUGCUCGGUUCCUCAACUGUCAGCUGAAGGACUGUGAGGCCUCUGUGUUCUGCAACCCAGAUUUCACGGGAGACACACUGAGGGGCUUCAAGAACUUUGUGGUCACCUUCAUGAUCUUCAUGGCAAGAGACUUUGCAACUCCAACACUUCACACCUCUGACCAGAGCCCAGGGAAGCACACGGUCACCAUGGAUGGGGUUGAUGAAGAAGACCUUGCCCCCUUUACACUCCGAAGGAGGUGGGAGUCAGAGCCGCACCCAUAUGUGUUCUUCAAUGGCGACCGUGUGACAAUGACAUUCAUAGGCUUCCAUCUCCGGCCCAAUAACAAGGGUAGUGUCGAUGCCAUCAACCAUCUCAAUGGGAAGAUAAUCAAGAGAGAUGUCAUGACAGCAGAACUGUACAGGGGGCUGUCGCUGCAGAGGGUGCCCUUUAAUGUUGACUUUGAUAACCUGCCCAGACAUGAGAAACUCUUGAGGCUCUGCCUGGCACUGGGAAUCCCAUGGGCCCUGGACCCCGAUGAAACAUAUGAGCUUACMACAGACAACAUGCUCAAGAUCCUGGCCAUUGAGAUGCGGUUCCGCUGUGGGAUCCCAGUUAUCAUCAUGGGAGAAACAGGCUGUGGGAAAACCAGGCUCAUUAAAUUCCUUAGUGAUCUGCGGCGUUGUGGUGCCCAGGCUGAGACCAUGAAGCUGGUCAAGGUCCACGGAGGAACAACUGCAGCCAUGAUCCACUCCAAAGUCUGGGAAGCCGAGGAUACUGCCUUCUCCAAUAAGGACCAACACCAGUUGGACACCAUCUUGUUCUUUGAUGAAGCCAACACAACUGAGGCCAUAAGCUGUAUCAAGGAAGUCUUGUGUGACCAGACCGUGGAUGGCCAGCCCCUGGAGGAGGACUCAGGCUUGCACAUCAUAGCUGCCUGCAACCCUUACAGGAAGCACUCCGUCGGCUUGGCAGAAGAUUCCCCCAAAAUGCCCCUGAAGGCUCUGCACCCACUGCUGGAAGAUGGGUGCAUUGAAGACGAUCCGGCCCCCCACAAAAAAGUCGGCUUCAUAGGUAUUUCCAACUGGGCCCUCGACCCUGCCAAGAUGAACCGGGGCAUCUUUGUGUCCCGCGGCAGCCCCAGUGAGAAGGAGCUCAUAGAGAGUGCCAGGGGGAUCUGCUCUUCAGACAGCCUGGUGCAGGACAGGGUCCAAGGGUAYUUCGCUCCCUUUGCCAAAGCCUAUGAGAUGGUGUGCCAGAGGCAGGACAAGGAAUUCUUCGGGCUUCGCGACUACUACAGCCUCAUCAAGAUGGUCUUCGCCACCGCCAGAGCUUCUAACAGGAAGCCUUCCCCGCAGGAGAUUGCGCAGGCGGUCCUUCGGAACUUCAGUGGCAAAGAUGACAUCCCCGCUUUGGACAUCUUUACGGCCAGCUUACCUGCGGCCAGGUGCAUGGGAGAGGUCAGCACCCUGGAGCUCAUUAAGCAGAACAUUUGUUGGGGCUUGCAGAGGGGGGCACUUGGAGAGCUGGAAGAUGCUGAAUCCCGCUACUUGCUGGUGCUGACCAAAAACUACGUGGCCCUGCAGAUCCUGCAGCGAUCAUUCUUCAGUGAGGACCAGCAGCCCGAGAUCAUCUUUGGUUCCAGUUUUCCCCGGGACCAGGAGUACACCCAGAUCUGCAGAAACAUCAACCGGGUGAAGAUCUGCAUGGAGACGGGCAGGAUGGUGGUGCUGCUGAACCUGCAGCACCUCUACGAGAGCCUGUAUGACGCGCUCAACCAGUACUACGUCUACCUUGGGGGCCAGAAGUACGUGGACCUCGGGCUCGGCACCCAUCGCGUCAAGUGUCGGGUCCACCCCGACUUCCGCCUGAUCGUCAUCGAGGAGAAAAAUGUGGUGUACGAGCAGUUCCCUGUGCCCCUCAUUAACCGGCUGGAGAAGCACUACCUGGACCUCAGCUCGGUGCUGCAGGGGUGGCAGAAGGGCAUCGUGCAGGAGCUCACGCGGUGGGCAGAGCAGUUUGCUAAUGUAAAGGACCAUCAUCAGUUCAUGCCUGGGCACAAGUAUACCCCUGCUGAUGUCUUCAUCGGCUACCACUCCGACGCCUGUGCCUCCGUGGUGCUGCAGGCUGUGGAGAGGCAGGGCCCUGGGGACCCGUCCGAGGAGCUGUACCACAGGGUGUUCGAGGAGGCCAAGCUGAUCCUGCUGGACUGUGCCACGCCGGAUGCCAUGGUGCGGCUGAGCACCUCUGAGCUGGGCUCAUUUGCUGCACAGUUGCUGUCGCACGAAUACUGGUACAAGCAGCAGCACCACUCCUUUGCCRAUUUCCUCCAAGCCCACCUUCGCACCGCAGACCUGCAGCGCCAUGCCAUCUUCACAGAGAUCACCACCUUCUCCAGACUGCUGACGAGCCAUGACUGCGAGGCCCUAGGGGCAGAGGUGAAGGGCUUGGCCCCGAAGCCCGUGAUCCUGUCACUGCAGCAGUUCGACACUGAGUACUCRUUCCUCAAGGAAGUCCGAAGCAGCUUAGUGAAGACGGCCAGAUGUAAAAUCCUCAUCGUCCAGAUGGAUUUUGAUGACGGCGCUCACAGUGCUCAGCUUGUUGCGUCAGCUAAGUAUUCUGCCAUCAAUGAAGUCAACAAAACGCAAGGAACUCAGGGCUGUGUCUUCGUCUAUUUCAUCACAAAACUGUCCCGCAUGGGGAGCGGAGCAUCCUACGUGGGAUUCCAUGGAGGACUGUGGAGGUCUGUGCACAUCGAUGACCUCCGGAGGUCCACAGUCAUGGCCUCUGAUGUGACCAAGCUGCAGAGUUUCACCAUCAGCCAGCUGUUCAUGCCAGGAGGCAGCCCUGAGCCGAAAGGCAACCAGGAGGAGGUGAUGGAGGUAGAAACCAGCAAGUCAGGGGAGGUGACAGAAGAGGAAUUGGAAAGGGAAGGUCCUGAGGAGAUGGGGUGUGAGGCUGCGGAUCUGAGGGACAGUGAUGCACAGGUCCUGGACACCACCAGACUGCUGCGGAGCUGUGUGCAAAGUGCGGUGGGCAUGCUCCGGGACCAGGAGAGCUGCCCACGCAACGUGAGGAGAGUCACCGUCCUCCUCAGCCUCUUGAGCGGAGUCGGCAGGUGCAGUGCCGCGUUCUUGCGGAUAUCCAAGAAGCGCCUCUAUGUCCUUCUAAAGAAGCAAGAGGAGAACCAGCUCUGUAGUCUGAAGGAGUGGGUGGGGCGAGAGGCCGCGAACCAGGAUGCGCUCCAGGAGGCCGGCACCUUCAGGCACACCCUUUGGAAGCGAGUCCAAGGCAUGGUCACCCCUCUGCUGGCCAGCAUGGUCUCUUUCAUCGACAGAGACGGCAACCUGGAGCUUCUGAUCAGAGCACACUCCCCAGUCUGGGUCCAGGACCUGUGGAUGUUUAUUUUCCGUGACACUAAGUUCCUGAAUAUUCCGCUUGUGAUGAAUMACACAAGAUCCAAGAGUGAGCUGUCCUCCAUCGUGGUGCAGAACCAUAUGAGCCUUCCCGAGGGUGCUUGCAACAGUGUCCCCUUCAGCUGGAGAAUCAGGGACUAUCUGGACGAGCUCUGGGUCAAGGCCCAGUAUAUCACAGAUACAAAAGGACAAUCAGAGAAGUUAGUGGAAAUUUUCCAGCAGACUUCCCUGGGCAUGUUUCUUGCCCAACUUCCUGAAGAUCAGCAGCAAGAACUGGUUCAGUGCUACUCAAGGGACUUCCUGCUCUUGACCAUGAGAGUGUCCAACCAAGAGGAGCUGGAGUUUCUGCAGAUGGCCCUGUGGUCCUGCAUCUGUGAGCUGCGAGCAGCCUCAGGGAGGCCGGAGGACAGGCUCUGCUUGCCAUGGGUGCACCUGGCCUAUCAGCAUUUCAGGACGCGCCUGCACAACUUCUCCAGAAUCGUGACCACCCACCCGCAGGUUCUGCAGAGCCUCACUGAAGCGGCACAGAAGCAUGACAUCGUUGGCAGUGAAAUGACACUGGAUGUGUUGGCCGCCGUGGCCUGUGCUGAAAUGCUGACGGGAGACACCCUGAAGCCGAGUGCCCAGGCCUGGCUGCAGCUGGUGAGGAAGCUGGCCAUGCCGUUGGAGCUCGUGUGCUCCGACGGGUACUUACAAGGCAGUGGGAGCGUGGCCAGAGCUGUCRCUGCGGAGCUGAGGACCCAGUGGAAUCGGGUUUUUCCCCUUGCACUCUUUGUGGAGCACGUGCUCCUGGGGACUGAGAGCCAGAUUCCUGAGCUGUGCCAGCUGGUGACCAAGUACGUCUUCUCACUGGACAAGUGUCUUCAAGAGAACUCCAACCUCAAGACCCAGAGGCCUUUUAUGGCUGUGAUGACCACACUCUGUGAGUGCAAGGAGCAAGCCAGCAAGAGCCUGGCCAGGUUUGGAAUGCAGCCGUGCCCCAUCUGCCUGGGAGAUGCUCAGGACCCUGUGUGUCUGCCCUGUGACCAUGUGUACUGCCUGCCCUGCAUCAAGAGCUGGCUCGUCCCCGGGCAGAUGAUUUGCCCCUUCUGUUUAACCGACCUGCCUGACAAGUUCUCUGUGACAGUUUCCCAAGAGCACAGGGUGGCCAUUGGGAAACACGCCCAGUUCCGGCAGAUGUGCAACAGUUUCUUCAUGGACCUGAUUUCUACCAUGUGCUUCAAAGACAAUAACCCUCCUGAGAAGAACGUGAUUGAUGGGCUUCUGUCUCUACUCUUCGUGCAGAAGGAGCUCUUGAGAGAUGCUCCCCAACGACACCGGGAACACACCAAGUCUCUCUCGCCAUUUGACGAUGCCGUGGAUAAGACUCCCGUCAUUCGCUCCGUGGUGCUGAAGCUGCUCCUGAAGUACAGCUUCGAUGCAGUGAAAGAUUACAUCCAGGCCUACUUGUCCCUAUUAGAGAAGAAGGCAUUCAUCAUUAAAGAUAAGACUGAACCCUACAUGCUCUUCAUCAACUGCCUGGAGGAUUCAAUCCAGGAGAAGACCAGCGCUGACUGCACACAGAGUGAACUCCAGGGCCUGAGGGAGGAAGGCCGUUUCCUCCUGACCUGCUCCUCGGGGAGACGAGGCCAAGGACCUGCCACUGCGGCGUCUGUUGAGUACCUGCAGGAGGUGGCCAGGACCCGCCUGUGUCUUGACAGGGCUUCUGACCUCCUCUUGGAGCUUCAGGAGGGCUCAGAGCUGGCUGAGGAACAGCAGGGCUACCUGCGGCACGUCGAGCAGUUCUGCACCCGAGCGGGGAACGACUGGUACYGCGUGUACCUGGUCCGGAGGCUCGCGAGCCUGCGUGGGAUGGAGUUUGUGCAGAGCCUCUCCAGGCAGGGCCGUCAGUGCCAGUGGGUGUUUCCCAAGGGAGUCAUUGCACAGCAGAAGGACCACAYGGGCCAGAUGGACCGAUACCUGGUGCAUGGGGAUGAAUACAAGGCACUUCGUGACGCCGUGGGCAAAGCCAUGCUCAAGGGCAAGGCCCCCAGCCUYGAGGCUGCUCUGAAGGUCUGCAGGAGCCCUGGAGCUCGACAGGUGGUCUUCCUGCUGCUGGUGCUAUACCGAGAAGUGGCUGCUCUCCACUGCUCCCACAACAAGGACCUCCACCCUAAGCCAGAGCAGUGCAAGGCUGUGAGCCGGUUCAUUGAAGACAGCAGGGUCCUGUCUCCUCCGGGGGUCAGGCCUUUCGCAGCAUCCCUCGUGGACCACACUCUGCCCUUGCUGAGCACGGGCCCUGGUGUCGAGAGCCUUGAAGGAACAGUGACAGAAAUGGCUGUUCAUGCUGCAGCUGUCCUUCUGUGUGGACAGAGCGAAGUCUUGGCGCCUUUGAGGAACUUGGCCUUCUCCCCGGCCAGCAUGGCGAAUGCUUUUCUCCCAACGAUGCCUGAAGACCUGCUAGCUCAAGCCCAGAAGUGGAGGGGUCUGGAAGGUGUCCGCUGGUACAGUUGUCCCAACGGUCAUCCAUGCUCUGUCGGAGAGUGUGGCAUGCCGAUGGAGCAGGGCUCCUGUGUUGACUGCGGUGCUCUCAUCGGAGGUAUCGACCACAAACCUCACACCGGCUUCCUGAGCAUCAGAGCCAACACAGACAGAACCAGGACUGGCCAUGUGCUGGGCCACCCGCAGCACAGAGGUGUCGUAGUGGUGUCUGACCGAGAGCUGUCYCCCGUGGUCUUCAUCCUCAUCCGGCUACUCACUCAUUUGGCUAUGCUUUUGGGAGCCACCCAAAGUCCCAAGGCCCUGAUAAACAUCAUCAAGCCUCCAGUGAGGGACCCAAAAGGAUUCCUGCAGCAGCACAUCCAGAGAGACUUGAAGCAGUUAACAAAGACACUGGGGAAGAGUGCCGACGAGACCACCCACGUGGUCCACCUCAUCCUGCGCUGCCUUCUCAAAGAGCAGUGCUCACUCCCUGGCCAGAGGCAUUUAAAUUUUGAUGCAGAAUUAUCAACCAAAGAAUGGAGAAACAAUUGGGAAAAACAUGUUGCAUCUCUUCUUCUACCUGAACUGGAGCAUCUAGACAAGACCCUGCUGACUGUGAGCACGCUCAUCAGCCAGGAUGAACGUGUCAGCUCCAACCCCGUGGCCAAAAUCAUAUAUGGUGACCCAGCGAACUUCCUGCCCCGACUGCCCCAGAAAAAUGUGGUUCAUUGCUCAAAGAUUUGGAGCUGCAGGAAGAAGAUCACAGUCGAGUACCUCCAGCAUGUUGUGGAGCAGAAGAACGGCAAGGAGAUGGUGCCCAUGCUCUGGCAGUUCCUGCAGAAGGAGGCAGAACUGAGACUGGUGAAAUUCUUGCCUGAGAUUUUGGCCCUGCAAAGGGAUCUGGUGAAACAAUUCCAGAAUGUUCCAGAAGAUGAAUACAGUACCAUCAGGAGUUUUAUUAGCAGUCACAGUUCAGAUGGGCUGAGGCAGCUGUUYCACAACAGGAUCACCAUCUUCCUGUCCACGUGGAAUGCACUGAGGCGAUCACUGGAGACCAACGGUGAAAUCAAGUUACCCAAAGAGUACUGCAGCUCCGAUUUGGAUUUGGACACAGAUUUUGAGGUCGUCCUGCCCCGGCGUCAGGGCCUGGGUCUCUGCUCAACUGCGUUAGUCAGCUACUUGAUUAACCUACACAAUGAAAUCAUCCACACAGUGGAGAAGUUCUCCAGGGAAAACAACAGCUAUUCCGUGGAUGCCUCUGAGGUCACUGACCUGCAUGUCGUCAGCUACGAAGURGAGCGGGACCUGAUUCCACUGAUUCUCUCCAACUGCCAAUACCAAGUGGAACAAGGCGGGAAGACCUCUCAGGAGUUCGACCUGGAGAAGAUCCAGCAGCAGAUUAGCAGCCGCUUCCUCCAGGGCAAGCCCCUGCUGACCCUCAAGGGGAUACCCACGCUGGUGUACAGACAUGACUGGAACUUCGAACAUCUCUUCAUGGGCAUCAAGAACAAAAUGGCACAGAGCCCCCUCCCCAGCUCGGCCAUAGGUGCCAUCAGUGGACAACUGCAGUCCUACAGCGAUGCCUGUGAAGCCCUGUCUGUUGUAGAGAUCACUCUGGGCUUUCUAGGCACAGCUGGUGGGGAUCCAAAUAUGCAUCUGAAUGUGUAUGUCCAAGACAUCCUGCGAAUGGGUGACCAAAUGACUCCAAUUUUAAAGGCCUUAAGCAGGGGUCAGUUAAAACACGCUAUUGCCCUCUGGCAGUUCCUCUCUGCUCAUAAGUCGGAACAGCUGCUGCGACUGAAGAAAGAUCCUUUCCGGGAAAUCAGUCCUGUGUUCAAAGCCGACCUCAGCCCAGAAAGUGCUAAGCUCCUCAGCACCUUCCUGAAUCACACAGACCUGGAUGUUUUCCUCCUGGAGCUCCAUGAAAUGAUGGUGUUGAAACUAAGGAAAACCCAGACCCGGGACAGCUUCAACCCCGAGUGGAGCCUGAGGGACACUCUGGUGAGUUACAUAGAAACUAAAGACAGUGACGUUCUUCCAGAAGUGGAAUCCCAGUUCCCAGAAGAGAUCCUGCUGUCUAGCUGCGUGUCUGUGUGGAAAGCAGCAGCUGCACGGAAACAGGACCGGCAAGCAAGAUAGGACUGUCCACUCUGUUUCUGAAUACACUGCAGACAUGGCUCCCYCCCCUCUGGGGGCACCUGGGAGGAAAGUGUUGGCACAGCACUGAAGUCAAGGCCAGCACGUAGUGUGCCAGCUUACAGCUUUUUUUAAAGCCAAGCCAUUUCUGGAACAACUGCAGAUUCCAGAAUUCUUGUCUUAUAUAUGAAUACUGUUCAGUAAGUGGUGAGGAUGGCAAUUAUUUGGAAAUGGAAAUCACCUGCCACCCUGUGCAUUUGAAGAACAGAAAUGAAGGGGCACACCAGCAGAGACCUGUGUCGGGCCUGCAGCCUCUUCCUCCCACUGCCACACAGGCAGAACACAGGCAUGUUGGUCUUUUUUCUUCUCUAUUCUAUUCUGCACACAUAGAAGAGAAUCUGUUUUUCUUUUCUCUUCCAGUCCCUGAAAUUCUGCACACUGUGCCCAUAUUUCUUGGGUUCUAAGAUGUGAAAAAAGCACCACAUUCAUCUUCUAACACAAGGAAAGCCAGGGUGUCCACACUUGCCUUAAGACCACAUGAACAAACACCAACCAGACUGUGAGUCACUGCCAGAUUCCAAAAGGUCAGAGCCAACAAAUCUGUGACGAGCAUGGGAUUCAGGACAUUGCUAGGGUUUCGGUUUCCCCAUGAAUAAAAUGGAGUCUACUGUCAGUCAGAGCUCCUUCUGGUUUUUGUAUCUUGAGCUUAUAAAUGAAGUUCAUCAGAGGCAGCUCCUGGUGAUGCCAUGGGGAGGUUUUGGCUGUGGGUGUUGUACUAUGUAAGCAUGCAGUCUUGGUGCCAGGUCAGCUUCCCUGAGUAUGUGCAUUCCUUUCUUUCAGUCUCAACCAUACCAUAAAAACUGAGUCUCAGAGAGAGUACAAAACCAGUUCCGUUUCUGAAAAAGGGAAAAUACUUGCCCUGAUCUUGUGCUGCCUUUUUCAUUUUAAGUUUUGUCUCCUUUUGAAACCUCUGGAUGAAUUCCUGUUCCUCACAGCUCAGGGCCCAUUUGCAGCGGGAUCAGGAUACCAGCCAUCCACACCUUGGAGGCCCUGUCUUUCAUGUACAUUCCAGAUAAGUUAGGGAUCCAAUCAGGCCUAUACUUUUGAGCUACAGAAAUGCAAGAGGGGUGAAGGGCACACAGCUCAGUAGUGCUUGCCCCACGUUCACAAGGCACCUCCCUGUGCACACCUGCAAAGGCAGGCAUAGAAGCAACUGCAGUUCCUCUCCAUGAAUGAGCCCCCAUCGUCUGCAGAAGGAAGUGCAGUGACGGACCUUGGGGUAGUAGCUGCUUUCACAGAACAUGUGCUUGCAUUUAGUGAGCUGUGAACAUUCCACUUUCCCUCCCACCACAUCCCUGCCUAGCAGAACCAGAGCACUUGGCCUUGGGUGCCUGGGGGUCAGGGUGUAGUUUGCCAGGGCCAGCAGGUUCUCACUGCCACACCUUCACAGRUAGAAUCAGGUGUCAAGUCCUUGAUGUGAAGACCCUUUUUCUCCCUUUGACCUGGGCAUUUUUUUCUGUUAUGUUUUAUUUUAGAUGCUAUGCUUUCAAAGCCUUAACUGUCAUAUCUAGUAUGAUUUAUACAAAAAUACACUGGA
Urocitellus parryii (Arctic ground squirrel) is the source of this 15990-nucleotide messenger RNA. Lineage: Eukaryota; Metazoa; Chordata; Mammalia; Rodentia; Sciuridae. The record is from RefSeq and is a predicted model, not a curated record.